AUGCAUUCCAUUAUUGCAGAAUUGUUUGAUCGUUUCAAGAAUGAAAAGAGUGAAUUCGAGACGAGCCUUGGAGAUGAUACAAAAGGAUUGUUACAGUUAUACGAAGCUUCUUUCCUGUUAAUGCGAGGCGAGGAUACCUUGGAGCUAGCAAGAGAAUUUUCCACCAAAUGUCUCAAGGAAAAAAUUGAAAAUGAGGGUAUUGAUAGGGGAAUAUUCAUGGAUGAACAUCUUUCCAUAUUAGUGCACCAAGCUCUGGAGCUCCCACUUCAUUGGAGUGUUCUGAGGCGAAAUACAAGAUGGUUCAUAAAUGCCUACGAAAUCAAGCCAAAUAUGAAUCUAAUUGUGCUUGAACUUGCCAAAUUAGACUUCAACAUUGUUCAAGCAACUCACCAAGGGGAACUGAAACAACUAUCCAGGUGGUGGGAGCAAAAACGCCUAUCCCAAAAGAUGCCAUUUGCAAGGGAUAGGCUGUGGGCAGAUUUAUGUCGAACAUACUUACAAGAGGCGACAUGGCACUCCAUGGGAUACAAACCAAAACUCCAAGAAUAUAUCAACAAUGCAUGGAUUUCAAUAUCAGCUCCUGUCAUACUAACCCAUGCCUACUUUUUUGUGACGUAUCCUAUAGACAAUCAUGCUAUUAAAAGCUUAUACGAAUAUCACAACAUAAUUCGAUGCUCAUCCAUUAUUCUAAGGCUUGCGAAUGAUCUUGGCACAUCUCUUGAUGAGAUGAAAAGAGGUGAUGUGCCAAAGGCGAUUCAGUGUUACAUGAAUGAAAGUGGUGCAAGUGUGGACGAGUCACAAGACUAUGUUAGGUUUCUAAUACACGAGACGUGGAAAGAGAUGAACGAAGAACGAGAGCCGGCAAUUUGUGCAUUCCAAAAAGAAUUUGUGACGGCUGCAGUUGAGCUUGGGAGAAUGGCACAAUAUGUGUACCAGUAUGGAGACAGCCAUGGCAUGCACUUCCCUCAAAUGAAAGAGAGUAUUAUGAGUUCGUUGUUCGAGCCUGCGAAGUUGUAA
Molecule: messenger RNA, 1017 nt
Organism: Striga asiatica
Lineage: Eukaryota; Viridiplantae; Streptophyta; Magnoliopsida; Lamiales; Orobanchaceae
Source: the annotation of a GenBank genome assembly